Messenger RNA from Exophiala mesophila, 1554 nucleotides. RefSeq lists its product as uncharacterized. The record is from RefSeq and is a predicted model, not a curated record. The transcript has a single exon. Gene Ontology annotation, molecular function: hydrolase activity, acting on carbon-nitrogen (but not peptide) bonds, in cyclic amidines. The coding region runs from base 144 to 1541 and encodes 465 amino acids. NCBI's taxonomy places the organism in Eukaryota, Fungi, Ascomycota, Eurotiomycetes, Chaetothyriales, Herpotrichiellaceae.
UGAUGAUGCUGACGACGUCAUCUAAGACUAGACGGCUAUAUCCAUCACACAUAUCUAACUCAUGUAACUGACUGACCUGGAGCUCACAAGUAAGGCAAAAACUGAGGGCACAUGAGAACAUACACAACCCAGGUCUCGCAAGCAUGCAGCUCGAGAACGUCAUUCUCCCAGACAGGGAUCCAAAGACUAGGUGGGAUAUUGAAUAUACAUCCAACACCAUUACGUCCAUUCGACCAUCGACAUCGUCAACCAAACCAUCAUCUCUUCUUGUCGCCCCGUUGUGUCACCCACACGUUCAUCUUGAUAAACCAUACCUCCUGACGUGCAACUCGUCGCACCACCCAUCAUCAUCUUCUUCAUCAGCAGACCACCCAAACUACGAUGACCUGACACCUCAAACUGGCAGUUUUUCAGAAGCACUCAGCUUCACCGGCCAAGCCAAAGGCCGGUACACACCUGAAGACCUGUAUCUUCGUGGGUCGCAACUGCUGGCAACGUCACUGGCACAAGGCGUAACAGCAGUGCGAGCAUUUGUCGAGGUUGACCAUGUAACUCAGUUGCAGUGCCUGACAACCGCCAUUGCACUCAAGGCUGCCUUCUCCAAGCAUGUACAUGUGCAGAUCUGCAUCUUUGCCCAGGAUCCGAUCUUCAGCACCGACCAUGGUGACGCAAACCGCCAAAUCCUUGUCGACGCCUUGGAUCAGUUCUCGGGCGACAUCCACGUGUUAGGGACGACGCCGUAUGUCGAGACUGACGACGCUGCACAAGUGAAGAAUAUCCAAUUUGCUGUCCAGACAGCCCUGCAAUAUGGACUGCACCUGGAUUUUCAUCUGGAUUACAACCUUGAUCGGUCGAAGCCCGCACGGGUGUGGGAUGUGAUAAGAUGUCUAAAGGAAAUGGAUUGGGUAGGCAGAGCACAGAAGGGUAAGACUGUGGUACUUGGCCACUGCUCACGGUUGCUCCUGUUUGACAACGAGGGGUGGAAGCGGUUGGCUAAGGAAAUCCAUACCGCGAAAUUGCCUGUGUUUUUUGUUGGGUUGCCCACGAGUGAUGUUUUCAUGAUGGGAAGACCGAGUGGUGACGAUGGUCAGGAGGCUUUGGCGGCCGACAGGCAGAGAGGCACCCUACAAAUACCAAGUAUGAUUAGAGACUAUGGCCUGAAUGCUUGUCUCGGGGUGAACAAUGUUGGGAACGCUUUCACCCCCUGGGGCUCGGGCGACCCAAUCGCUUUGGCCUCGUUGGGUGUGGGUAUCUAUCAAGCCGGCACAGCCGAGGAUGCCAGACUUCUGUGGCAAUGUGUCACGAGUCGUGCCCGCCAGGCAAUCGGGUUGGAGAUUGCCGACAGAACAGCGUCUGAGUCGAAUGAUGCAGAUGAAAUCAUGUUGGAGGCCCGCAAAGGGGAAUUGUUAGUGAUCGAGAACGAAGAAUGGAUUCGGCUGCCCGGUGAUAUGGACGUCAAAGUGCCAUCCAGACAGAGAGUCAGUAUCAAAGACGUGGUCUGGGAUCCGCCUGACGUGCGACUGCGAAAGAUUAUGAGAUAGGAGUCCAAUUGGC